Gadus morhua (Atlantic cod) is the source of this 5017-nucleotide messenger RNA. It is a transcript of the gene man1b1b, whose product is annotated as mannosidase, alpha, class 1B, member 1b. Gene Ontology annotation, molecular function: calcium ion binding; mannosyl-oligosaccharide 1,2-alpha-mannosidase activity. The transcript has 15 exons. Lineage: Eukaryota; Metazoa; Chordata; Actinopteri; Gadiformes; Gadidae. Gene Ontology annotation, cellular component: membrane; endoplasmic reticulum. The record is from RefSeq and is a predicted model, not a curated record. Gene Ontology annotation, biological process: mannose trimming involved in glycoprotein ERAD pathway; carbohydrate metabolic process. The coding region runs from base 286 to 2271 and encodes 661 amino acids.
GCGUCCGGUGGGGCGGCGCUGUAAGAGGUGGACCUGUCAACUUCAACAACAGCGUUACAAGGAACUGGACACAGCCAAAGCUACAAGUGGAUAUCAUUUGUCACAUUCGCAGCGAUUUCACUCGUACUAUUUGACUGGAUCGCAGAAGAGUGUGUAUUGUCGCCUCGAUAUCAACACAACAGGACGCGAUGUAAAGUGUGUUGCUGAUACUUACCACAAGACACAUUCACCCUGACAAGUACACAGUUGGGUGUCUAUGGUGCCCCGGUGGACUGUGCUGGAGCCAUGCACCCCCCGGCCAGGAAGGAUUACGUCUCGGUCACAUUCGGUGAGCAGAGCGGCGGGAAGUACAACAACAGCAAGCAGUUGCGGAGACGCUCUUGUUGGAGGAAAUGGAAGCAGCUGUCCCGACUCCAGCGCAGCCUGGCGCUGUUUGCGCUUGUUCUCCUGCUCGUCUUCGGCAUGACCUCCUACCCCGCCGUCCACCAACACUUCAGAGGCCUUGUCGAGGUGGAUGAGGAACGAGGUGCUGCUGCUGGGCUGCCGCACCCCCCUCGGGUUCUGCAGGAGCCAGUGAAGGUCCAACCUGAAGUCCCUCUAAGACCAGAGCCCCCCCUGCUGCCCUCUCAGAGUCCGAUGAAGAGGCCCCAGAAGCGCGGGCCCCCAGUGCUGUUGGGGCGUCAAGAGAAGAGGGAGAACAUGUCGGGCCCCCUGUUGGUGGGGGUGGGAGGAGGAAGAGGACAGGAGGAGAAGAAGAACAAGGAGUCAAAUGACAAGGGGGUGGAGCCUGUUAUCAGGGGGGCGGGGAUUGAGGCGGACAAGCCCAUCGACGACCCCAAGGCUGGGAACAGCAAGGAGAGCUCACCUGCGCUGCCUAUUGAGAAGACGCCCAAAGAGAUGGAAACAUUUCGGCUCGAGGGCGUGCGGGAGUCGUUCCGGCACGCUUGGCGGGGCUACAAGGAGUUUGCCUGGGGCCACGACGAGCUGAAGCCCAUCACCAAGACCUACGCAGAGUGGUUCGGUCUGGGCCUCACGCUCAUCGAUGCCCUGGACACCAUGUGGAUCCUGGGCUUGAAAGAGGAGUUUGCGGAGGCCAGGGAGUGGGUGAGCACUGAGCUGUCCUUCAACAAGAAUGUGGACGUGAACCUGUUUGAGACCACCAUCCGCAUCCUGGGAGGUCUGCUUAGCACCUACCAUCUGAGCGGGGACCCGAUGUUCCUGGAGAAGGCUACAGACAUCGGCUCGCGGCUGAUGCCGGCCUUCAAGACCCCGUCCAAGAUCCCGUACUCUGACGUCAACAUCGGGAAGGGCACCGCCCACCCGCCCCGCUGGACCUCGGACAGCACCGUCGCCGAGGUGACCACAAUCCAGCUGGAGUUCAGAGAGCUCACCCGCCUCACCCACGACCAGCAGUACCAGGAUGCGGUUGGCGAGGUGGCCAGGCAGGUCCACCAGUUGGAGGGAAAGCAGGACGGCCUGGUGCCCAUGUUCAUCAACACCAACAGCGGACAGUUCACCCGCCAGGGGAUCUUCACACUGGGGGCGCGCGCAGACAGCUACUACGAGUACCUGCUCAAGCAGUGGAUCCAGGGGGGCAAGAAGGAGCACCAGUUUCUGGAGGACUACCUGCAGGCUAUAGAAGGUGUGAAGAAGAACCUACUCCAGAAGUCCUCUCCCAGCGGUCUGACCUUCGUUGGAGAACUGUCCCACGGCCAGUUCAGCCCCAAAAUGGACCAUCUGGUGUGCUUCCUCCCCGGUACCCUGGCCCUGGGGGCGCACCACGGCCUCCCUGACGACCACCUGGAGCUGGCCCGGCUGCUGAUGGAGACCUGCUACCAGAUGUACGCCCAGAUGGAGACGGGCCUCAGCCCCGAGAUCGUCCACUUCAACACCCACCAGGGGAGCACCCGGGACGUGGAGGUCAAGCCUGCUGACAGACACAACCUGCUGCGCCCGGAGACGGUGGAGAGUCUGUUCUACCUAUACCGCUUCACCAAGGACCCCAAGUACCGGGACUGGGGCUGGGAGAUCCUGCAGAGCUUCAACAAGCACACCAAGGUGUCAACGGGGGGGUACACCUCCAUCAACAACGUGCGCGACCCUGACUUCCCCUUGCCCCGGGACAAGAUGGAGAGCUUCUUUCUGGGGGAGACCCUGAAGUAUAUGUACCUGCUGUUCUCCGAUGACCUGGACCUGAUCAGCCUCGACCGCUACGUCUUCAACACCGAGGCGCACCCCCUACCCAUAUGGCCCUCUGAGCCGAAGGAGUGAAGACCUCACCGACACUCGUCGUGGACUUCAGCCAACAUCGAGGCUUGUGACUGGCAGAGAGUGUAGGCUUGACAUGUCCGGUUAGUGUGUCAGGACAGACCACCCACAUAUCCUCGAUGGGGAGACGCAGCGUCAUCAGACAAUGUUAUUUUUUUGGGGGGGUUUCGAGAAUUUCCAUGAAUUUCAGUCCAUGAUUUCCUUAAUCGGUUACAUUUGACCGGACCUGCUUUUUUAAAGAUGCAAACAACACUGGUAUUGAAGUGUGUGUGUGUGUGUGUGUCUGAUUUGUUGGUGUUUGUGUGACAUUUUAAAUGGCCAUUGCUAGCAACCAUCACGGUUUGGUAGCAAGGAGCACAACUGCUGAAACCUGAACUUCUCAGUAGUUGGUCCAGGGAUUUUCAGCUUUUCACAUGAUUGGUGCAUUGAUUCAUUUACUUCUUCUUUCUUAAAUCAGGAACUCUGCCAUUUUGAUACUGUGAAGCACUUUGUAUGCGUGUAGCUUUGGUUUUGUUGUCUGGUGGCUUUUUUUGUUGUCUGAGCUGCUGCUAUGUACGUUUUACUGAAUGUCUGAAGCUUUUUCCUCCUCCACCCCAUCGCGGUGGUGGCAAGGGGUAAAGAUGUGUGCUGUUUCAGUGAGAGGACCAGCUGUACCUGAGAUUAAGGUUCAUAUAAUUAUAUAUUCAAGUGAUGUAUGUCUAUGUGUCGUGUAAAAGGUAGUUUAGAUAGUGGAUUUCUUUCAUUAUAUUUGUAUUGUUUGGCUUGAUGGAUGUAUUGAUUGUAGUCAAGAGAAAAUUGCUAUCUUUCUUGUAAAUAGUGUUGGUGAGAGAUAAGCUGGGACUCUUAUUUUGAAAGAGUUUUGUACCGAGACCAAACACACCGGUUUGAUACCCACCCCUUAUCAGAAAUGGUUUGAUCUUUCCUCUUUGACGUGCGUGGUCUCUCAGCGUGCCUUUGACGUCAGUCGCUUCAGACAGCAAUUUACAACACCACUAUUAACUGUCCAUGUCUACGGUAUACACAUUUCUAAGACACUCUACAAUUCCAUUUGCAAUCGAAACAGUUGGAUAUUAUGAACACAGAGGAUAACGUUUUUUAUAUUUUUUGGCAACAAGAAAUGUGAAUACCUUUUUUUUUUUUUUCUGGAGUUUCCUUUUAAAGAAAGUCUUUAAGUGUACAAAACAAAGUCUAAACCGGGUUUGCGUGUCCUGUCAACAAGGGCUCACUUCUUAAAUGACAAGUCCCUCGUACGUGUUUGGACAUUCCUGAGCCCAACUUUCUGGAUGAUUCUGAACAUUUGAAGACAAGCCAUCUUUCCAAAGCCAUGUUGUUCCCUUCAAACAGUGAUGAAGACUACGUUCUCAGAGCUUUUGAUAUGGUGCCCCAGAAAUAUGUUUUGAAGGUUCCACCUCUGCUCAGUAUGUUAAAUACUGGCAAUGUCAAAGAUAAUGUAUUUUCAAAACGUAGGUUUUAGGUUUUAUAGCUCACUACAGUGGCAAGGAAUUCAAAAAUUUUGAUUUAUAAACAAUACCAACUUUCUUCUUUAGUAAUGGCUAUAUUUUGGACAUUGCUGAAUAGCUUUUUCGAUUGACCACAAGUUAGGGGAUUUUGGUCACUUAUGCCAGGAUGUUGAGAAAAAAUAUGGUUCAUAGGUAACAUCCAUUUCAUGCUACUUUGAAACGUUGAAUGUCUAAAAACAAGUUAUUUUUUAUUCCCCUACAAUUAGCCCUUUUGUGUGGUCAUGAAAAUGUAAACGUGUCAUAUCACGACUGAAAUACUGAUAAAGUCUUAAACUAGUCUUAACGACUUCACUUGAAAAUGUGUAGCAGUCCUACAGCUUACAGAUUGGCUGAUCAAGACCCUAACCUGUGCAUCACAUGGCAUUUUACAAUUUGAAUUGUAUGUCAUUGCAAAAAUGUAAAGCUUUGCUGUCUUUGUGGAAGCUUGCUAUUCAAAAUAAUAUUUGGGGAUCUUGGUUAAUAAUGAACAAUGUUCAGGUAUUUAUUAUGAAAGCCUUUUGAAAUCACUAUGAAAUGAGUACAGGUAAAGUAGUCAUGACAUGUACAAACUGCCUAAUGGAAGGCAUAUUUUAAAGGUUUUGUUGAUUGUGUUGCUCGAACUACAUGCCAAAAAGUGGCUCCAAAUGUGCUUUAACAACUCCUGUGUAUCUUUAUUACCUUGAAUUCACUUCGGGUCCAGAAAUCGUAGCUUGGUCUGUUCCAAAAAUAGGUUUAAAGCUCAACUACAUGAGACCACAUCUUUUAGAGUUUGCUACCAUCUACAGGUCAAAAAAUGUCACAACCUAGUUACCAAAAACUUAAUUCGGUGCUACUACUGCUCUACCAAAGGUCAAUCGGAAGUAGUUUGGGUUUUCUCUUUGUUUAAUAAUUGUUUAUAUGCAUAAUCUUUUAUAAAUUCAAAAAACAAAUGUUGUUGCAAUGUCAAAUUUGAGUGAAUCCUAAUAUUGGAAUUUUGUUUUGAGAGUAUUUUGAUGUUUACAUUCAAAGAGCACUAAAUCUGACUAGCUGUUUUGUUAACCUCUCCAGAUGGUAGCCAACUCAAUGUUGAGUGUGUAGUUCAUCUUUAUUCCAAUCUCAAGGGCUGUGCUUUCACAGAGAUCUCCAUUUUGUGUUGGUUCACCUGAACAUCGACUGCCAUGAACACAACAAUGUUUAAUUGUCACCUUGUUUACAGACCGGUUUAUCUGCUUUGAUUAAGAGAAAUGAGAUUAAAAAAAGAUUUUAUUGCA